CCGCACCUAACUGCAACUCGAGAGAUCAAGGUAUCUUCAAUGACAGUUUUCAGUUCUUAAAAUCCGUUGGUUGAACUUAUUGAAUGUGGACUUCGACGGGUUCUUCCAAGCCCAUCAUGGGCUUUACUAAAAGUAAAGAUUUUAUUUGGGUUUAUUUUUUAUACAGUUCUAUUUAUUUUAUUAUAUUUUAACUAGUAUAUUAAUUUAUCAGCUUAUAAUCGAUUUAGUUCAUUAGAUUUUUAAUUUAAAUAUAAGCAUUUGUUGUUUAAAAAAAAAGACGUAAUGUUUUUCUUCAACUGAUGGUUUGGCAUCAAAAUCAAUCUUUGUUAAGGAAGAGUCGAUAAGGAUUUUUAAAAUGAAUCCAUGUUUCUACCUUAACAAAAUCCAACAUCUUCAACAGAUACUUGCUCGAGAAAAUAUAUGCAAGGCAAGUUUCUUUAGUCAACAACGGUACUUAGAUUUGAUCAAUCUCUCUCUAUCUGUGAGAACCCUGCCAAAAGUGGGGACAGAUGAGUCAUGUCAAAUAUUUAUACAAGCAUUGAUCUACAUUCUAGGUCAAUAAUUAAUUAUAUGGGAAAUGUAAAUGCUCGUAAUACCAUAGGCCGUUAUGCUCUUAUCAUUGCUUUUGUGCAUAAAUAAAAAUAAGGUAUCAAGGUGUCAUAUAGAGUGUACAACAAACUUUAGCCCCACAAGUUGUCAUUUUCUUUGGAAGAAACAUUGAGAUCAACUUCUAUUUUUGUAUUAGUUUGAAUUCAUCAUAUAGUUUCAUUGGAUUUUAUCACAAGAGGAAUCUCAUAAGAUGCAGAAUGAGUGGUUGUUUUCCUUGGAGGGGGGCUACCUAUCUAUCUAUCUUUCAAUCUUUGUCACUUAGUGUCGUUAUUGUAGGGACAAGCAAAAAAAACUUAUCGACAAAAAGCUCCAUUAAUUGGAGACAUAUCAAGACUCAAAUCACAUGAUUUUCUUGAAGCUGUGAAAGUUGUCUGAAUGUGAACAUCAGUCUCACCAUAAAACUCCAUAGUAGUUCUUUGUCAAUGCGAUUCAGUAUCGUUUUCCAAACCCCUUUAACUAGUACCUGAUUGCAAUGUAACAAUUUUGUAAAUGGACCCCACGAAUCCCUGUGACGACGAAUAAUCGGUUUAACCGUACCGGAAACACUCGGAUAAUUGGGAUAAUCCCUUAAAUUCAUUUUCCUAUUAGAGACGGGCCCAUACACGACCCAAGAACGGCCCAGUAAUAAGAUUGUUAUUGCGAACUUUGAUUUUUGUAGAGAGCACUUUUCGCUUUCUUCUUUAACCGUCGUUUCAUCCAAAAAGCCACUCCUUCGAGUGUGACGACGGACGGCCAUUAUCGCGAGGUUUCACGGGGGAGAAAAGAAGAGAAGAAAAAACUUAUCAUCGUUAAGAUCUUCAGAAAUUGAUCGGUGCGCACGACGUCUCUGGAGUUUGUAUUAUUAUACAAUCAUGGACACUGAUAAUACUACUACUGAGCAAAGUAACAGAGAGGUAGUACCACCUCGCCUUCAUCUGAGGCCAGUAAGGCCAAUGGAAUCCGGCAUAGGCCUACCUUACGCACCUGAAAACUGGCCUAAGCCUGGAGACACGUGGCGCUGGAAAGUAGGACCGAGAAUCACCGGUAAAGGAACCUUUCUGGACCGCUACUUAUACCCUCCCAAGCAUCUCCCCGGUUUAUCCAACACUGAAACAUUGCGGAAAGGCACCGCCUUUAGGAGCAGGCUCUCUCUUGAACGCUACAUUCGCUUAGCCUUCCCUGAUGCAGAUGUUCGCAAGUUCUUUGCUUCUUUCAGCUGGGCUGUACCCAGCACAGAUGGUAUGAAGCGGUCUAUAUUGCCAGUGUAUACCUCAGAUGAAGAUCCAAUGGAUGCUAACGUAUCUGACAUUAUGGUUUGUAAGGCUGGUAAUGACAAAUGCGGCAGCCUGAUGCCACCACCGAGUGAAACCGAGCCAAUGCCUUGUGACAUUUGCUGUAGCGAGCCUAGUUUCUGCACUGACUGCUCUUGCAUCCUCUGCUGUAAAUCGAUAAGCGUGGAGCAUGAAGGUUACAGCUACGUUAAAUGCGAAGCUGUGGCUUCCGAGGGUCGUGUAUGUGGACAUGUUGCUCAUAUCAACUGCGCUCUUCGAGCUUACAUGGCUGGAACCGUUGGAGGCAGCAUUGGGUUGGAUGCUGAGUACUAUUGUAGGAGAUGUGACGCCAGAAAGGACUUGGUUCCGCAUGUUAACAGGUUCCUGGAGAUUUGUAAGACUGUAGAGUACCAAGGCGAUGUGGAGAAGAUCCUCAAUCUCGGUAUUUGCGUCCUGCGUGGCUCGCAGAGAGUGGAUGCUAAGGAGCUGCUCAACUGUAUCGAAUCAACGGUCAUCAAGCUUAAGUGUGGCACUAGCUUGGAAGAUCUUUGGAAUGAUGAUACACCAACUAUAUGGUCAGAUUUCUCUGAGAGUGGAGAAGGUAAAGACAAUGAUGAUGCAGUGCAAAGUCUACAAGACGUGACACCGAUAGAGCCUAUGCCAUUCAAUCACGAGGCAGAGAUGCACAAGCUCGAGGAAGAGAUCCGUGAGGUUUUAAAAGCGCUGAGAGAAGCUCAGGAAUCAGAGUAUCAGAUCGCUGAAGUCAGACUUCAUGCUCAGAAAGAAUGUCUUGGUGAUCUGUAUAGGCAACUUGAGGAGGAGAAGUCAGAGCUGUCGAGGCGUGUGUCAGGCUCAGAUGCAGAUAGCUUGAUGACUAAUGUGUUGAAGAGAUUGGAUCAGAUAAGAAAAGAAGUGACAAAGCUUAAGGAGAUGGAGGAAGUGGCUAAAGGAUUUGGCAGGACGCCUAAAGGAAUCCUUGAAGAGUACUUUCAUCUAACAAUCGAGGAGUAGAGAGACAUCAAAUAAGCAUUAGCAACAAUUAUAAAUUGUACAUUCGUCGUUGUGACAUUGUCUGCUAAGUUCCUGUUGGAUUCUUCAUCAUGUACCCAAGUUUUGCUUCACCGUUAUACAUAAUCAUCUUGCUUAA
Molecule: messenger RNA, 3006 nt
Organism: Brassica rapa (field mustard)
Lineage: Eukaryota; Viridiplantae; Streptophyta; Magnoliopsida; Brassicales; Brassicaceae
Product: protein OBERON 1
Source: RefSeq, a predicted model, not a curated record